Molecule: messenger RNA, 1128 nt
Organism: Geosmithia morbida
Lineage: Eukaryota; Fungi; Ascomycota; Sordariomycetes; Hypocreales; Bionectriaceae
Exons: 3
Coding region: 1-1128 (375 amino acids)
Source: RefSeq, a predicted model, not a curated record
AUGUCUCUGUACAGAUCACUGCUGUCAGCGGCCGCUGCUGUCCUCAGCUCGACACCGAGAGCCAUGGCCUCGGAAGACGAUACCCAACCGGUGGGGGAGAAUCCCAUUGCCGCGGGUGGCAAGCACACCUACUCGACCGAAUUCCUCGGCCACCAGUGGGCCAACAAUAGCUGUAGCAAGCGUGACCUGGGCUUCACCGGAAAGCUUGGCGGGAAGUGGUACGCCGUGUACGGGGACACGCUGUGGUGCGCUCCAGGGAUCACGGACGCGACGGAGGAGACGCCCGGGUUCCACGGUAUGGUCAGGGACUCGCUGUCCGCCCUGACGGACGACCCCCUCGUCGUGGAGGACCUGCAUCUGAACGAUGACGAGCCCGUGCCUCACCAGAACCAGUUCGUGCCGUUCAAUGAGGCCUGGGGGGAGACGAACCGCUACGGCUUCGGCGGGACGAGUAUCGUCGAGACGGAUGCCGAGAGUGCUACGGGUGCGCUCUACUAUCUUGUCAAUGCCGAAGAACACUACAAAGGUGCCGGCGUUGCCAAGGUAGAGCUGGUCGAUGGCAUGCCCACCGUGACGAAGCGCCACGGCGACGGGCACGGCUACUGGUGGAGCGGCGACGAGACGCCCAAGUACGGCGACGUGGCCGCCUACCGCGACGAGCGCAGCGACUACAUCUACAUCCUCGGCAACCCGCCCAACAGCAUCACUGACUGGCCUGACACGUCGUACAUCUAUCAGGCCCGCGUGCGCGCCCGCGACGCCUUUGACCUGGACAAGUACGAGUACUGGUGGGGCCGGAGCAGAGGCUGGAAGGGGGACGUCCUCACCAAGUUCGACCCCACGACAGCCGUCAUGUGGGGGUGCGGUCAGGGCCAGAUGGUCUGGAGCAGGUACUUUGAGCAGUACAUCUACGUUCACAUGAACGGUCCCAGCCUCUGCCUCCGCUUCGCCCCGUCUCCAGGGGGUCCCUGGACCGGCGACGCGGAGCUCUACACAACCGAGCCGAUCGACGGCGGCUUUGUGUAUGCGGGACUGGCGUACCCUCACCUCGACGAGUCGGGGAAGACGUUGACGGUUGGAUGGACCAACAAUAACUUUAUCGAGAUUCUCAAGAUUACCUUUGAUUAG